UUGUUUUUGAAAUCGAAGUCGUUGUUUGUAACGAAUUUCUUUAUGAAACGAGUAAACAAAUAAAUGUAAAAUUCAUACAAAUUAAAUUUACUAAAUCAAUGGAUUUGUUGAUAAGUGUGUGUCAAAUUUAUUAAAUUAUGAACGGGAAUAUGGAAGCCACGUCAAAUAGCAUUAAGUUUGCGCCCAUGCCUAUGUCGGCAUUGCUGGCUAAUUUGAUGCCUUUACAAGCCCAGCCGGAUACUCCGGAUUCGAGUUUCACAACUGACGAUAGCGAUGAUUCCUUCAGAGAAAUAGCUACAUCGAAAACCCCUGUACUAAAGAAAAACAAGUCUUCAACACCGCAAUAUAAAACUACAAAAACCAUAAAAACUUUUACCUCUGAAAGAAAAACAACUAUGAAUUACCAUAAUAAAGAAAAUUGUAGCGUAAAUAAGAAUUCGCAACAGAUUUUAUUUACUAAAGAUAGAGAUGUUUUAUCAAACUCACAAAAACAUACACCUGCAUAUUCAAAAGAUCGAGACAUUAUAUCAAACGUACAAAAGCAGAUGACACCUGCAAAUCCAAAUUCGGAACUAAAAAAACGCAAUGUGCUAAUGCCACAACAAAAUAACUCCCAACUGCCUGUUAAACAAAGCAAUAAUUCAGUGCAAAAAAGAACUCCAGAGACGGUCAAAGCACCAAACAGUAAUGCAAAGUUGAAAACAGGUACGCCUAAAAUAAAAUCCGGUAUACGGAAGUUUACACCUGGUUCUGGAAGACAUAGUCAGAAGAAAACACCUUUGCCAACUGUACAACAGAAUAGAGAAAAAGUUAGAUGCGAAUUGUUCAGACAAAAUCAGCAAAAAGAAGAUAAACCAAUAUUAGACCCCAUACUCGCCUCAAACCCUGUGCCAGUUCCUGAGACGCCGUCAAACAGGCCUGUGCCUUCUUCAUACCCAGCCACUCCGUCUUAUCCUCAGGGCAUACCAGUGAAUAUACCAAACAACUCUAAAGUGUUAUUUAAAACUACUAGCAUAAAAGAUAAAAAAUACAUGUACAUUAAAAAACUGGGGACUGGUGGCUCCAGUGAAGUUUAUAAGGUCCUAGAAGUGGGGACGUCGUGUGAGUAUGCAGUGAAGUGUGUUUACCUUGCCACUGACCAGGAGUUAGUGCAGGGCUACGUCAAUGAAGUGAGACUUUUGAGAGACCUGCAAAACUCUGACCGUGUUAUACGCCUUUAUGAUUAUGAAUACGAUCGUCAGUACCAAAUACUACGCCUGGUUCUGGAGGUGGGGGAGACGGACCUGUCGUCGUUCAUGCGCGCGCGAGGAGCCGGCCUGCCGCCCGCGCUCGUGCUACACUAUUGGGAGGAGAUGUUGCACGCUGUCCACUAUAUACACGAACACGGCGUCAUCCACGCGGACCUGAAGCCGGCCAACUUCCUGCUGGUGUGCGGGCGACUGAAGCUCAUCGACUUCGGCAUCGCGUCGGCCGUCAGCGGCGACGCCACCAGCGUGGUGCGCGCGCAGGCCGCCGGCACCUACUCCUACAUCAGCCCCGAGGCGCUGGUGGGCGGCGCGGGCGGCUACGGCAGUAGCGCCAACAUCAAGAUCUCGUAUCGAUCGGACGUGUGGUCACUGGGCUGCAUCCUAUACAGCAUGGUGUAUGGCCGCACGCCGUUCGCACACAUCCCGAACCUCGCGAAGCUUACCGCCAUACUCGACCCCAACCACCGUAUCGACUACCAGCCCGUUGACCAUUUGCCGGCGUCUCUAGUUGCGUCAAUGAAGUGGUGUCUGACGUACAACGCGCGGUCCCGUCCGUCGGUACGCGAGCUACUGGCCGUCAAACAUCUACAGCCGCCCAGAGCGACGCUUCCGCAGCCAUUACUAGACCGGCUGAGGUCGCACGUGUCUCCCGAGGAGUUCAGAUUGUUGCAGCAGGCACAGAUAUAGACUGGAUGGUCAUCAGAAGGCUGGUUGAUGAUGUCACACUGCUGGGAACACGGCCCUGCUCAUAGGGAUGUGGACGUUUGUUUCAAGCUGCUACAAUGUAGGUUCGUAGGAAGUUCAGCUGUUGAAAUAGAAAGAUGUUCUUGAUAAAUUGUGAUUAUGAAGUGGCCUUGCUUUACCUAGCUGCUGUCCGCGUUUAUUACGGUUUUAUUUUUACAAAUCCCGUUCGCAACUGGGAUAAAAAGUAGCCUAUGAUACUCCUGCCUACCCGAUUGGUUUCUUAGAAAAGAAAUCACAAUCAAAAAAUAAACGAACACACUUUCUCAUAAAUAAUAUUAGUGAGGAUUAACGAAUUAUUUUCAUUACAAACUUUUCUUUUAUAAUUUGGCUUAAUUUUGGUAUAUAAACGAGAAAAAAAAUAUUUUUAAUAUUCAUACUGUUCUGUUACAUACAAGGUCAUGGUAAUUGUUCAUAAUUGUUUUUGUAUGAUCAACUGACAGACAUUAGGAACGCAUUUUUUCAGCGGUCGGAUUUUGUGUGUAACGUAGUGGCCAUGAUACAAAUUAGUUGCUGUUUAUGUAUGUCAAAUGGACUUCUCGUGGCCAGAACGUGACAAUUCCAAAUUCGAUCCGCCAAAGUAGUACAUACUCCGUUUUGCUUUACCAAAACGUUUUAUUGGUGUAAAUAUUGCUGUGGCAAGUCUAACCGCGAGCGGUUUUUCGAUUGUAAAUACAAAAGAGUAUAUAUUGCUCAGAUUAUUAACUGACGUCACUAAUUGUUUAGCUUUACUAACUGAAAAUAAACCUAUGCAAUAUUUUAAUUGACUUGAAUCAAAUUAUCUUAAGAAAGCAACAUUUUUGUACCACAUUAUUAGUAAAUUCCUCUCAAAACCGUUUUCUUACUAUUUGUAAAUAAGUUUAGUAGUUAUAUGGCUAAGGUAAGUAUUUAUAUGUAAAGGUAACCUUAAGAGUUAAUAAAAUUCUAUAUUGAAAAUGUAAUACACUCGUAUCUUAAAAUCCUAAUGCAUCACAGUCUGGCAAAGGUUAAAUCAACCUAUCUUGAUAUUUACUAGGAAAAAAAGUGGUAUUUUGCGCUAUAAACUGCUGUAUUUCUUAGUCUGUCUGUUUUGCAUUAUUUAAUAAUAAUAUAUAUAUUUGUAUUUCCUGCUUUUAUGAGGACUUUUUAAGAUAUGAGUUUAGAUCAAAUAGUGUUUAAAACUGCACAUAAUUAAAGAAACCCUCUAGUUAUGCAACAGUUUCAUAAUCAAAACGCAUCAAUAGGGAUAAAUGUAUUUAUUAAAAUGUUUAUUGAGUAAUACAAAAAAUAAAUAAAAUUUUAUAAAGUAAGCGAAUAAAUAACAUUUCUGUAAAUUGUAAAGCGAAGAAAACGACUUUAGCUUAAUUGUAUUAUUGUGAAAAUGUACUGAAAU
Pararge aegeria (speckled wood butterfly) is the source of this 3360-nucleotide messenger RNA. RefSeq names its product dual specificity protein kinase Ttk (gene Mps1). Gene Ontology annotation, cellular component: nucleus; spindle; kinetochore. Lineage: Eukaryota; Metazoa; Arthropoda; Insecta; Lepidoptera; Nymphalidae. Gene Ontology annotation, biological process: peptidyl-serine phosphorylation; chromosome segregation; meiotic spindle assembly checkpoint signaling. Gene Ontology annotation, molecular function: protein serine/threonine/tyrosine kinase activity; protein serine/threonine kinase activity; ATP binding. Bases 138 to 1934 code for a protein of 598 amino acids. The record is from RefSeq and is a predicted model, not a curated record. The transcript has 6 exons.